Schistocerca americana (American grasshopper) is the source of this 7635-nucleotide messenger RNA. It is a transcript of the gene Mtl, whose product is annotated as ras-related C3 botulinum toxin substrate 1. The record is from RefSeq and is a predicted model, not a curated record. The transcript has 7 exons. Bases 276 to 863 code for a protein of 195 amino acids. Gene Ontology annotation, biological process: small GTPase-mediated signal transduction. Lineage: Eukaryota; Metazoa; Arthropoda; Insecta; Orthoptera; Acrididae. Gene Ontology annotation, molecular function: GTPase activity; GTP binding.
AAAUAUUUCAAUGUUCAUAGAAUUCGCCUUAAAACUUUUUAUUAAUUUCUGUCGAACAGUAAGUGUUAAUAUAUUUAAAGAAGCUUAUUGCCAGGAAAAACUCAAAGAUCACAUUUUAAACGGCUUCAUCAUUGCAAUAUGGCACUGUAAAUAAUUGUUUGGCGCUGUCGGAACUGAAGUAUUGCGUGUACUACUCGAGAGGUGUGGUGUUUUUGCUGUGAAUUUCUGUUAUUAGACAAUAAAGACCAUCGGAUUUUCGUGCUGUGAAGUUCGCAAUGUCUUCGGGGAGACCAAUUAAAUGUGUUGUGGUCGGAGACGGAACGGUGGGAAAAACGUGUAUGCUGAUAUCUUAUACAACAGACAGCUUUCCUGGAGAAUACGUGCCCACCGUGUUUGAUAACUAUUCUGCACCUAUGGUUGUGGAUGGUAUUCCAGUCAGUUUAGGAUUAUGGGACACUGCUGGCCAAGAAGAUUAUGACAGAUUGAGGCCAUUAUCUUAUCCUCAGACAGACGUAUUUUUAAUUUGCUUUAGUGUGACAAGUCCUUCUUCCUUUGAGAAUGUCACUUCAAAAUGGUACCCAGAGAUAAAACACCACUGUCCAGAUGCACCAAUGAUAUUAGUUGGAACCAAAAUUGAUCUCCGUGACGAUCGUGAAACUCUGACAGCUCUUGCAGAGCAAGGCCUGUCACCUAUUAAGAGGGAACAGGGACAGAAAUUAGCAAAUAAGAUCAGAGCAGUAAAAUACAUGGAAUGCUCAGCUCUAACACAGCGUGGACUCAAACAGGUAUUUGAUGAGGCAGUCCGUGCUGUAUUACGACCAGAACCUCAGAAAAGACGCCAAAGAAAAUGUGCUAUACUGUAAAAAUUAAGAACAAAAGAACUAUAUAUACAGAAGUGUGUAACUCGAUUACACUUGAGUCACUGAAGUCUGCCACUGGAAGACUGCCUCUUCAUCCAGCACCUGCAUUUUAAGAAUAUGUGAAGAGUAUGACUGAAUUAUAUGACCAGUGGGACAAAAAAACCAUUGUGUUCAGAAACAACUUUUUGGUUUAUACAAGUGAUUUGUAUUUGCAAAACUUGAACUGCUUAGACUAAAGUUUUAUUUUUGCUGUUUUACAGGGUGAUCUUCUCUGUAGCUCAGGAAUUUUAAAGUGAAUGUAAUACUUAUAGGUUAGUGAAAACUGUUUGAAACGCAAAACUACAAGCUUUGCAUGUUCAUUAAUUUUCUCUCUUUUUUUUUUGUGCUCUAUUCCUUUUUGUAUGGGUGAAGAAGAGUGAUGUAUAGCUGUUACAAGGAGUAGUAAAUCAUUAUUUACAUAAAUGAAUUACUGUGCCUCACACCAGCAUCAAGAUUGUGACAAAUAAAUUUCCACAAUAACUUGUGUAAUGUUUCAACUACUACUUUAAACUAGAUGAUUGAAGGCAGUAUUUAAGUGAUAGGUGAUCACUGCUGUUGUAUAGUUACAGAAAUUUUGUAAAGAACGUGUGUUUGAUAUGCCACUGGCAGUUCUUUUCUCCAAUUACAGUAAGUUCUUUAUGAACCAGAUCCCAUUGUUUUCAUGAUGGAUCACUCUUUUGGAUGGCUUACAUUACAGAUUACAUUAUCAUCAUGAAAGUCGUAUUUUUUCUUACUAAGCUUGUUAAUCGCAGAUAAGAGUGACAAUAGAUCUCACAGUUUGUAUUCUCUUUAAACCCUUUGCAUGAGAUGUUCAAUAAUAAAUUUCUCAGUUCCAUUUUUACGCAAUGGGACUUGAUGUUUACCACUGUUUGCCGUCCGUGAUCACUGUACCUAGUAUGGCACCCAAAUUGAUUAGAGUUCACAUUAUUUCAAAUAAUCUUUUCAUGUGAUGGAAAUUUCUACCGUAAAUCAUAUAUCACAUUGGCAUUUGCGAGUUUUGUCACACAAUAUGUGACUCUGUGGCCAGUGCAAUAGAAACAUUAGCAGAAUCUCUCUUCAUGUGUUGUCUUCAUGAUAAUUGUCUGUGUCAUGCCUUAAUAUCUUUGUUUCUUACUUUUUAAAGUUUGAAUCAUAUUGUCAAACAAUUGAAGAAAUUUGCGCAACAUCAAAGAUGGAAGGAAUAGAGGAACAUAUGUGACCUCUUUUCAUGGAGUCAUAAUAAUAGUAGGUCUUCUAAAGUUUAGGAACAUAAACAGUGUGGCAAUGAAAGUAUUCCAAGAAAUUUUAUGUACCUAAUGUUUUGAAUUUCUUUACUUUUGUUAUUGAAGACUUCAUUGUUGAAGUAGUAAAGAAAACCUUGUGGCUGAAUUAUUAUUGUAUUGUAGUUAUUGAAGACAAAGAUCUGUAACUGUUUGUAGUGUCAUACCUUUGUAUAAAUAAAGAUGAAUCUCCUUGUGUAUGCUGCAGUAGCGUAAAUUCAUCAAAAAUAUUUUUCAGUAAUGUUUUUACAAUUACUUUUUAAACAGUAGUGAUCAUGUAUUAAGUUGUGUAUAGCACUAUUUAAACUCUAAUGGGUGAUCAACAUCAGAACAAAAAGUAUUAUGAAAUAUUUGGAAAGUGUAAGAAUGUUUGUGAUCAUGUAUGGACAGUUACCUUCAUUAUAUGUGCUGUUAAAAAAAACUUUUCUUUUCAUGUUGAUGCUUGUUUUUUGGUAAACUUUUCCAGUAAAAAAAUUAUGCUUUUUUCAUUCUUUUAACACAAAUUUGGGAUAUCACUGAUGUUAACUUUUUUUUGAACAAUAAAUAUAAAUGUAAAUGUAAAAGUGAUCUUGCAGGUUAUAUGCAGAAAUGAAAACUAAAGUCUCAGGUCUUGGAAAGAAGGCCCCUUUCAUUCAAAUUGAAAUUUUUGAAUAAAAUUCCUACGUAGUUUCUUUUCAUUUUGUUUCCUGUAUGAUGAUUUUUAUGAAAUAAAAUGUCAUUCAGUAUAUUUCAAGUUCCCAAAAUCUUGUUGCAGUUUCAACAAUGCUUAACUUCCUUGAAUACAAAAUAGAAAAUUCAGCUUACAUUUCUUCCAUGUAUGGAAGAAAUCCAUUGUAUGGAUUUCCUUUUACAUGGCUCUCUGAUUUUUGUGAGCUUUUUGUGCUAUGUUAAUUUUAUAUAUAUAUGUCACACACACUUUUUUUUUUUUGUUAAGUAAGAAGUAAACAAUGGAAAGUCCAGUAUAGGGUAGGAAUAAUAAUAAUGGAAAGGAUAGAUUGCAGCUUACCACUUAGAGGAGAUGUUGAUUUGCAGACAGGCGCACGAAUAAUAGAAAAAUUUAAUCUUUUGGGCAAAGUCCUUCCUCAGAAGCAGAAUUCUCACACAAUCAAGCAGCAGCAGCAGCAACAACAAGAACAACAACAAGUGCUGCCCGUGAGAAUGUGGAGAUACAUGGAGGGGAGAUAUAGCAUUGGCUGGGGUUGUAGUGGGGGAGGAGAAAAGAGAAGAAAGUAGAAAAGAGGAAAGGACUUUGUAGGCACAUUGGUAGGAUAGAAAGUGAAUGUGUGUACUGUAGCAGGAGUAGGAAAGGGGAUAGGGAGGUGGAGGAUAGGGACUAGCCAAGGUUGAAGCCGUGGGGGUUACAGGAACAAACCAUAUGUUGUAAGGAUAUUUUCCACCUGCGCAAUUUAGAAAAGCUGGUGUUGAUGGGAAGAACCAGAUGCACAGGCUUUGAAACAAUCAUUAGUGACUAGCAUCUUCCCCCCAUCCCUACCCUGCUAUCCCUCCCCCUCCCUGCCCCACAACCCAUCCUUACUUGCACCACCCCCCUAGCAGAUUGCUACUUACAUCAGAUGCAGUUGUAGCUGGGCCCUAGUGGCCAGAGACAGUACCAUGUGUCUGAAUAGUUGAGUGAAUGUUAAGAAUUCUACUUCUGGGGCAGGACUUCGUCCAAAAGCAUAAAUGUAUUUAGUAUUCUUUUCACUGUGCCUGUGUGCAACUCAUCUAUGUGGUAAGCAGCACUCUGUCUUUUCCAUUGUUAUUGUAACAAGUAAAUUAUUCACUGUCCAUGGAUUGUGAAACUGUUAAUAUGUAAAAUAUAAAUAACGUUUGAAAGGUGCAUCGCUGUGCUGUUCUUAAACAGCUAAGUUUUGUGUUCAGGUGGUAGGAGUGUUACUGCUGAAAUAAAUAAAAUGAAGAAGGGAUACAGUGCACCUUAUCUCAUAAAUAAUGCGGCUAACAAUGUCUGAUGUGAAAAAGUCUAAAGUUUCUUGGAACAUCUUGUCGUGCAUAACAACUAGGUUUUGAAUUUACACUGUUUCUGCCAUGACAACCUCUAACGACUGUAUCCCUCCAGUUUGUGAGAACUUGUUGUGAGACACGAUUUUAGCCCACUCUGCUUAGAUACACUUUAUUAAUAUUGAGGAAUCUUUCAUGCUGUGAAUGUCUUUUCUGAGACUUGUUUGUCAAUACUUUUCAUAUUUCUGUUUUAUAGUACACAUUACAAUUUUGUUAGUACAAAGUGCAUGUAAAGAUAUUUGUAUUGUCAUUCUCCGUUGAGUCUUGCCAGAUUGCAAAUCUUGAUUUUCAUGCUCAUGAGCCAUUCUUGUUGCUAUCCAUAAUCACAAAUUGACAUUAGCUACAAUAUGUCCACCUCAUGAAAGGAAUGGUCUCAGUAUCAUUAAAGUCUUUAAGUUACACCAUAUAAUUCACAUAAACUGUUUUUGAAGACUUGUCAACAUUACUCCUCAUGUCUGCUGUCUCCAAGCCACUCUGUUGUUAUUGAAUACUAUUAUGUUAUUCUGUGAGAGAUGUAUUGAAUUAUAUAUCAUACAUUUGAAACUGUGUAUUGUAGCUUAUUUGUUGUAAGAAAAUUUGUUCAUUUCCCUAUUGCAAAUGGUUGAGAAUGCUGCUAUGAAGUAGGUUAUGGUGUAUAUUUGAUACUGUUUCUUACCUUUCCUAACAUAACUAUUGGGGACAUAAAUGUGUGUGUAGUUUAUUUUUUUCCAUACAACAUUGUAAUUUUUGUAUACAAGAAACCAGAACUAUAACAUAAUCUGGAGGUGCUCUGUUUCGUGCAUUAGCAGGGUAAUUGGCGACAAUUCCAUUUGUGCUGUAGUUUAUGUGGACUCUGUCUUUAAUAAUAGCAUUUGCGUUUUUGAGUACUUGUGGCCUUAAAAAAAACUCAAUGCAUUUAUCCAAGUGUACAUGACACUGAAAAAAAUAUUGAUUUUAGUAUUAUAAUCCACCUAGGCAAGAAUGAAGUAAGAAAGUAUUUGAUCUUACUUCGUGAACAUUAUAUUCUGAGGCAGCUGUCUUGAAUCAGUAAUAAGAGUACUAAAAGUGUGCCUGUUACUAAUACAGAAAUAAUUCUUGAGGUGUAAGCAAAACUCUGGAAAAUGUUCAAAAAGGGCUACCCAAAGAUUGAGAAUAUUACCAGGAAAUGUAAGCCUGUCAUGUGACUGAUUCUGUGUUUUCAUUGCCUUAUGAAAGCAUUUACGUAAACUCUUGAAACGCUUUGUGCCAUAGGGCAUAUAAAAAGAAGUCAUUUGUAAUUGAUAAUUCAUCUGCAAACCUUUACCUGUGUACUUCAGAACACACUUAAUAUUGAGAUUAUGGAACAGAUAUUGUCAUUCAUAUAAAAAACUGUUUUUGUGUUUUCUUUGCACUAAUAUCUUGGCAUAUUUGUUGAAAUUUAUGCUAAAAUCUUGGCUAUUGUAAUAACAGUGCUAUUUAACCAAAGUCGUAAUGCCAGACAUGGUUGCUGGUGCAUUUUUAAUAUUCUAGUCAGAGAUAAUUUGCAAGAUAUAUUCUGUAGUGAUAUUUAUCUAGUUUGUGAUUUUUUAAAAGAGGGAGUUGUUUUAAGGUUUGUCAUACUAUAUUAAUAUUUUUUUAUUAUUUAAGCUUCGGCUUUCAUUAUGUAGUGUUUUGUACUCAAGGCCAGAAGAAGAAAGUGAUGAAUGUUGUACAUUUACUUUCAUAAAUUUUAUAUGAAACCUUGAGAUAAUAGUUAUUUGUCUGACAUAUUUAUAACAUACAACUGUAUUUAGUUUGUGAUGUGUUAAAGCAAAAAGAACUAGCAGUCACAAGCAGCACAAAGUGUAAUUAUUUUCUUUGUAAUUGUAUGUGUAUGUAAAAAAAAAAAAUAGUUACAGCACAAAAUUUAAUUAGACUGAAGGGCCAUUGUUUUUGUUUGUGAUGACUUUACUUCUUAGUGGAUGGUGUUUUUAUGGAGAAUAGAAAAUCUGUUUCAGUGUAUAAUAUCUUAAAUAUGAAAAUUUGCCAGCUCUGUUCCAAAAACAUUGAGAUAGGAAGAAAAGAGCAUUUAAACUCAAUUGUAUGGAGGAGUAACCAUUCAUUUUGUUCAGCAAGUGACACAGUUUGACAGAGGGUGGGCCUCAUUGUGGAGUUAAGAGGAGGAGGAGGAGGAGAUUAGUGUUUAACGUCCCGUCGACAACGAGGUCAUUAGAGACGGGUGGAGUUAAGACAUUUUCUUUAUGUCAGUAGCUCAUAUUAUCUGUAAUUGUAUGUAAUUGACCAAGUUUUUCCAGUUUCCAGUUGGUGGUGCACUAAUGUUUGUGAAUGUCUGUAAAAAGUGUCCCUUAAACUAAUAUUUAUUUCAGAAUAUUGAAAUUUGAGGAGUAUAAAGACAGGAUUUGGCCCUAACACUCAACUUACUUCUGUUAAUUGUUUCUGAGCCUUGUGUGGUUCAUUCUGAAUGGAGCAAAGGACCCCCAUGUGCAUCAACCAAGCUUAUUCUUUUACUGUAAUAUGAGAUGAUUAUUUCAUAACUAAAAUAAUAGUAAAUUCAGACAUCUAAUCUUUUCCAUUGUAGUGUUUGUGGUUAAUGUGCUUCUUGCUUAAUUUAAAAACAAAUUUGAUGGCUCACUCAAGUGGUCUGAAAAUUGCCUGUUUGACUUUUAUUCUGUGGUGUCUAGAAUCAAAUUGAUCUGUUAAUUUAUGGCUGCCUUUCUGCUCUUAUUGUACACUGUAAAUAUGCUAUAGAGAAUUUUGUAAUACAUAUAUCCUGAUCCCAGUUGACAUGUGUUUGCAGUAAUUUGAUAGGAAUCUGAAGGACAGGAAAAAUGCCGAGCAUACUGUACAGCUAAAAUCACUCCAUUUUCUGUUAUUGGGAAUGAAAUCUUUGUUCUUUAUAUGGGAACAUAAAAUGUCAGUUCUUCAAUUAUCAGGGGUAUUUAAAUUUUCAAAUAUAUUUCCCAGUAAAAUAGACAGCAUCACAGUUGCUGCCUCACGUUCUAUUUGCUAUCCCAAUUAGAUGGAGUUUGAUUUUUCAUUCGUCAGUAAAUGAUGGUCUGCCAGUUGCAACUAGCAUAUUUUUAUAAUUCCUUUCUGUUGCCUUUGUAUUGAGGCAUAACAUUACUCUUUUUGUGUGAUCAACUAUAUAAUUGCUACAAUAAUCAGUUCUAUAAUGCUGUUAAUUUUUGAGUGAAGAUGAAGAUCAAACUGUUUUCCUUCGCAUGCAUCAAAUGGAAACUGGAUAUAGACGUGAUUGUCCCCUUUGCAAUAAACCCUGUUUUUCCUUAUAGUUAAUUCAUGUUCUGAAAGUGCCACAGACAUAGGCAAUGGCUCUAUGGAAUACCUAUGUAGAAAAUAUAAGUCCUCUCAGUUAAACUUUUCAGAUGUUGUUUCUCUGAAAGUAAAAUGACUGUUCUGAGUCAUCACUGAUAUUAUAUAUAUAUGUAUAUUAAGUUUUGCCAAAUUAUUUUGUAUGAUUAAGAAAUAAAAUUUAAAAAGUUAUA